Messenger RNA from Canis lupus familiaris (dog), 1821 nucleotides. It is a transcript of the gene SERPINA6, whose product is annotated as serpin family A member 6. Bases 229 to 1443 code for a protein of 404 amino acids. Lineage: Eukaryota; Metazoa; Chordata; Mammalia; Carnivora; Canidae. Gene Ontology annotation, biological process: negative regulation of endopeptidase activity. The transcript has 5 exons. The record is from RefSeq and is a predicted model, not a curated record. Gene Ontology annotation, molecular function: serine-type endopeptidase inhibitor activity.
CACACCGUGCGCCAACCUCCUGGGCUUAGGAAUCUGCCCUGCAGAAUUCCUACAGAUCUAGACUGGAGUGCCCAUAACCCCUGCUCUGCUGUGGGACCGGGUAGAGAAGGAAUGCAUGAAGCUGGAGGUAGCUGAACUCUGUGGUGAGGACUUUGGCUAAGGCACCUGGGUUCAAAUUCUGACUCCUCUACGUACUGGCGUGACUUCAGGGCCUGAUCAUCCUGGACAAUGCUGCUUGCUCUGUGCACCUAUUUCCUCUGGCUGUCUACCAGUGACCUCUUGACUGUCCAGGCGAAGGACCCAGACACUGACGUGAGCACAAGUAGCUCUCACCGGGACUUGGCUCCAAAGAAUGUUGACUUUGCCUUUAACCUGUAUAGGCAUCUAGUGGCUUCAUCUCCUGACAAGAAUGUUUUUAUCUCCCCUGUGAGCAUCUCCAUGGCCUUAGCUAUGCUGUCUCUGGGUGCCUGUGGCUAUACCCGGGUCCAGCUUCUCCAGGGCUUGGGCUUCAACCUCACCAAGAUGUCUGAAGCUGAGAUCCACCAGGGCUUUCGGCACCUCCGCCACCUCCUCGAGAAGUCAGACACCAUGUUGGAAAUGACUAUGGGUAAUGCCUUGUUCCUUGACCGCAGCCUGGAGCUCCUGGAGCCAUUCUCUGCAGACACCAAGCACUACUAUGAUUUGGAGGCCUGGGCUACAGAUUUCCAGGAUGGGACUGGAGCCAGCAGACAAAUCAAUGAGUACAUCAAAAAUAAGACACAAGGGAAAAUUGUAGACUUGUUAUCGAAGCUGGAUAGUUCAGCCAUGGUCAUCCUGGUCAACUACAUCUUCUUCAAAGGCACCUGGGAACACCCCUUUGACCCGGAAAGCACCAGGGAGGAGGACUUCUACGUGAACGAGACCACCGUGGUGAGAGUGCCCAUGAUGUUCCAGUCGAGCACCAUCAAGCACCUUAACGACCAGGUGCUCCCCUGCCAGCUGGUCCAGCUGGAGUAUAUGGGCAACGGGACCGUCUUCUUCAUCCUCCCAGAGGAGGGGAAGAUGGACACAGUCAUCGCCGCGCUGAGCAGGGACACCAUUCAGAGGUGGUCUGAGUCCUUUACCAGGAGCCAGGUAAACCUGUACAUCCCAAAGGUGUCCCUCUCUGGAGCCUACGACCUCAGGGCCAUCCUGAGGGACAUGGGCAUUGCAGACUUGCUGGACAAUGGGGCAGAUUUCUCCGGCAUGACCCGAGAGGCCCAGCCGAAGUUGUCAAAGGUGGUCCAUAAGGCUGUGCUGCAACUCCACGAGAAGGGCUUGGAGGCAGCUGGCCCCGCCGGGGUCAUGCCAAACGUGAAGUCUGAGCCUCUCGCCUUCCACUUCAACCGGCCCUUCAUUGUCAUGAUCUUCGACCACUUCACAUGGAGCAGCCUUUUCCUGGGAAAGGUUGUGAAUCCGACCUAAGGGUGCACCCCCCACCCCGGGAAGCCGCAGCCCCAGCCGAGCCUGUGCACCAGGGACCCCACAGAAAUGCUCUGAGGAGCAGCAGUGCCCCCCCCCCCGCCCCCGCACCGUCUUCUCCAGGUUCUUCUGUCCAAAUAAAUAACCAUCACUGCAACCGCUGGCAGGUGCGGAUGGAGUGGGGCAGUUGGCAAACUCGGAAUGAUAGAAAUGCGAUAUCGCAAGGGGAUAGAAUUUCCUGGUCUUGAUCCUUGUGCUGUGGGUGUGUAAUGUGUGGAAGCCGGGUGAAGGGUGUAACAGAAACACAAUUGCUUUUGUAAAUUUUUGCGAAGUCUGAGAUUAUUCUUUAAUAUUUUAAUUAAUUAAAUCUUUUAAUUAAAA